AUGGCGGUGGAGACGACAGCAAUCAUAUCCUGUAGAUCCGGAAGUGUGGGAGGUGGCACCGACGCCAUAUGCAGAGCGGCCAAGCGCUCCGACAUUUGGGAAUGGUGGUCGUCUUUUGCGGCGCUCGCGACGUGGUUUGCGAGCGCCGCUCCGGGAGUCGCCGUCUAUGAUCCUCGUCUUGUUGUCGCCACCAAAUGCAUCAUCAUCGCCACUCUUGCUUGCGUGCUCGCGACGUGUCAUUGGUUGGCGUCGACCUCCUGUGGCAUCGUAGUCGUCAAUGCUCUUCAGCUCCUCCAAAUGCCCGACGCCAUUGCCGUCUAUGACUCGUUCGUCAUCACCACCGACCGCUUCGUCAUCACCCUCCUCCAGAGGUUCCUGACUUGCAAGCUCGUGAUGUGGUUCGCGAGCGUCGCUUGA
Molecule: messenger RNA, 417 nt
Organism: Punctularia strigosozonata HHB-11173 SS5
Lineage: Eukaryota; Fungi; Basidiomycota; Agaricomycetes; Corticiales; Punctulariaceae
Exons: 4
Coding region: 1-417 (138 amino acids)
Source: RefSeq, a predicted model, not a curated record